AUGGUGGUGGUCGUUACGCAUCUCCCCAGUGUCCCAGGCCAGCCAGGCUACGGACCAUCUUUCUUUGCGCCAAACAACACGACAGAAGUAGUUUCUGGCGAUCGUUCCGAAGACACAAUGACUCAGGGACGGGCUACAAUGUCGACAACUGAACAGAAAUUGGGGGAUUCCGAUCCGCAGAUCGAAAGGGACAAGGAUACAUUUUGUUUCAACGAAAAAGGGAGUGAUUCGCAAGAGAGUGAUUCUGUCUCUCUUGGAGACAUGCCCAGCUUGAAAGGAUUACCCCAGCUCUCAGCGGACGAAUGUGCAUCCGAAGCUCAACAGCCUGGUUCGCCAACUACUCGACAGGAAACUCGAACCAAUCUGGCUAGCGACACCCCUGAUCUGCUCUCUGUACAAAGCAAUCGCAGCAGUUCAUUGCUUAAGAGUGCAGGACUCGAUGGAAAGAAGGCUGUGCUGGUGGGACUCACAGUGCUGAGUGCUACUGAUAAGAUUGCGACUUCCGAUGAAGCAGCUUCGCCAGCCUCCUCAUCAGCCGAUGCGCCAGGCUCCCACUACGACGAGGACGAGCAUGAGGGUCGCAAUCUCUCGAUGCUAGGAUCCAAACUGGAAGAAGUACAACAAGACCAGCCAUCGGAAGCUUCACCUGAUCAGCAGGACGUGGACGAUCAUGCUUCUGUCGGCGCACAAGGCGUCGCCGAAGCGGAGCUAGCAGAUGACCAAUCUGCGCAACCAAAGAAGGAGACGGGCAAUUUCCAACUAGUCUCUGCUCUGCCCAUGCAAUCAAAGCAACAUGUGACAAUCCAGGAAUCAAACAAGAAAAUCGACGGCAGUGGCUUAAGUGAGCCGGUUGACUCUCUUAGUUCCGGUGAAAUCGGUGAAAUCGAGCACAAAGCAGCUAUCACAACCCAAAGCGGUGACGUACAUGUAACAGCUAUGGCGAUCAACCCUGCUGCGUCCUCUGUUCAGCUUAGCACUGCAAGCAAAUCCUCCCUCGAACAGCCUCAUAGCCCGAAGUCCUUCACUCGCUCAGCAGAAACUAACGAGAAUACAGGCAACAGCUCGAAGCGGCAAAAGAAGGAAGAUUGUACCUCAACUCAUGAGCAUCCUGUUCCCCUCGAUGUCCAAAUUGCAGCUGCACCGGAGAAGAAGAGGCCAACUAAGAAGAUGGCGAAAUCCAUUGCGAAGCCGAGAAAAGAUCCAAAUGUGAGAAGCCACAAAACCACUACACAGCCGAGUUUCGAGCUCGAAACGGGCGAGCAGGGGCCUGUUGGUCCGGAUAACAUCUUCAAUCACCCAGAGCAUCAGAUAGCACUCCCUGCCAGACAAGAAAUGAAAAUCAGGCCCAAACCCCCCCGCAAAUCUACGGAGCGUUCUCGUAAGCAGCAGACUCAGGUCUCCGGGGCCGUUGAACAGGAGGGACACCCGUCUCAAGAGUCGGUCGAAUUUUCUGGCGUGAACGUGACAGCAAUCGGAUCCCUACUCAGCAAUGAUGCUACUAUAGGAACAGUCUCCGAACAGACUUUAGUUCCGGCAAAGCCAGAGUUGAACAUCAUUAAGCAGGGGAAGGCUAAGUAUAAGGAAUCGAGAAAAGCCAAGGUCAAGACCAAGCUUGUUACGCCCGAUCCAGAUCAGAGGGUCGCGCCCAGCUUCGUGUCAUCUUCGGAUCCGAUUACCACACGCCGUUCAAAGCCAGCUAUGAAGCGAGCUACGGUGAAGAGCGCCAAAGGUCGUAUUGCUCAGCUUCGACCCGCUCAGGCUGAUGACGCCGUAUCAGAGCUGGAGCUUGAUUCGGUUCGGCGCUCUUCGAGUUCGAUGUCACUUCACGCUGGAACAGGCUAUCGUCCCGACGAAGAGCCCUCAACAGGGUCCUUAUUGCACCUUGCUGUUGCACAGACAGAAUAUGCCGGCUCUCGUCUUCAUUAUGGUGAAUCUUCAUUUGCUGGUCAGCAGCAGCCCUCAACUGCUCCUUCCCAGUCCGUUCAUCCGCCUUGCCAAAGCGGAGAUACGGAUCACCACAUCGUCUUAACCAUCGCCCCUCCGCACUAUCCCGCUCAGGCUUACUUCUCUACUCGAGCGGAGAUGUUGCAACAGUAUAAUAGGGGCCUGAGCUCGCUUUCGAGUGCUACAUCGAAGGUCGAGUCUGAGAGGCAAUGGUCGUCGGAGCCAUCAGUCGCUGUACCAGACUCAAGCUCGUCGACUGCAUACGGGGCGAUUCACGAAGCUACUAGUCUCACCACUGUCGCUAUCGCGACUGAAAGCGCCACGGGGGACGAAGUCUCCGAUACCGUGUCUCUCUCGCCCUUUGAGUCUUUCCACAAGCAGGAGCCCGAUCCACGGGUCUUUCCGCCGGGCUGGAGAUUCCCAAAAUUCGAUGUCAUUGAUCCGGAGCUGUUGAUGACGACAAUGCGGGACAGCACUGUCUGGACGUUUUGGGACUGCUACCUGCCUCUGGGAUGUCGAGACCAGGAUAUGGUGAUGCUGUCCAAUGACAACGUCGCCUUUCCUUGCGCGGCUUGGAAUCCUUGCCUCUUCUCGGUCAUGCUCGAGCGAGUCAUCAAGAAUCCCAGCCGCAUCGUCACUCAGAUCUUACAGCGCGGCGUAGAGGAGAACCGUAAAAAACUUGGCUAUAAGCCUCUGCCGUGCGUCUGGAUCGACGAGAAUUGGCGCGCGACUAAUUUGCUGCUCUCAUUUCUGCAUCCGAUCCCAUCCAUGUUCCUGCCCGACUAUGCCACUUGCCGAAUCGUGUUGGAUCUUGGCGCAAGAUACGGGGUCGAAAGGGCGACUCUGGCGGCAACGCAGAGGAUGCACCAGCUCGACAAGGGAGACAGACCAGAAAAAGACAAGGGAAAGGGCAGAGCGAGGGAAGAAGACAUCGAAGCGGAUUUGGUCAGACGGGUGGCCUAA
Mycosarcoma maydis (corn smut) is the source of this 2907-nucleotide messenger RNA. RefSeq lists its product as uncharacterized. The record is from RefSeq and is a predicted model, not a curated record. Lineage: Eukaryota; Fungi; Basidiomycota; Ustilaginomycetes; Ustilaginales. The transcript has a single exon. The coding region runs from base 1 to 2907 and encodes 968 amino acids.